This is a messenger RNA of Stylonychia lemnae, 891 nucleotides long. NCBI's taxonomy places the organism in Eukaryota, Ciliophora, Spirotrichea, Sporadotrichida, Oxytrichidae. The record is from the annotation of a GenBank genome assembly.
AUGGAGGGCUUCGAAGGAUUAGUUAACUUGAAGAGACUAUAUCUUGAAAAAAAUUGUAUAGUAAGAUUAGAAGGGCUGUAAAAUUGCAGAAAAUUAGAAGAGCUGUACCUUUCAAAGUAAACUCUGCCUAAUGAUGUUGAAUUUACCUUUGAUGAUUAUACUUUGGCUGCAAUAUCUAUGAGUCUAAGAGUAUUAGACGUGCAGUAAUGUAAUGUAAUUCAAGCAGAUCCUAUAUAUUACUUGGAGUCUUUAGUUUAACUUAAUAUGAGAGAUAAUUAUAUUGGUGAAAUCGAAGGAGUGAUUCAAUUUUUGAGAACUCUAAAUAAUCUUCGUGAGUUAGAUUUGAGAGGGAAUCCAGUAUAAAAGCAAAAGGAAAUUAAGGCAGAGAAACAAAAUUAAGCAAUUAUUAGAAGAUAAAAUUCAACUUCAAGAUUAGUAGGUUAGAACCAACCAUAAAUGUCUGAUUUUCAAUCGCAUAGUACUACUGCUCCUAAUUUUGGUUCAAAAAGACAAGGAUCAUAGGUGAAACCAGGAAAUCUAAGUUAAUAGAACCAAAAUCCAUUUGGAGUCACAAACAGAGGUUACAAAGGACAUUUGGUUAAGGGGAUGGGCAAACCACCACUUUCAAACAUGAAUAACAAUGGACAACCCAAUAAGGUUAUGCAAUAGGCAGGUUUAUCUAUACUUGGGAACUAAAUGACAUUAGGAGGAACUAUGUAUGAAGGAAAUUAAAAUUACAAUGAUUCAAACGUGGAUUCGAUGGGCUAAGACGGGCAAUAUUCUGCUAAGAAUGCAGCUCCAAAAAGAUAUUCUGCAAAUUUAGUGUCAAACACCGAUUUCUCAAUGGGGACAUAACAUAUGAAUACAAAGAUGAUGCCUAGGAGAUUGUGA